Molecule: messenger RNA, 1761 nt
Organism: Dryobates pubescens (Downy woodpecker)
Lineage: Eukaryota; Metazoa; Chordata; Aves; Piciformes; Picidae
Gene: GRAMD2A
Product: GRAM domain containing 2A
Exons: 13
Coding region: 530-1555 (341 amino acids)
Biological process (GO): regulation of store-operated calcium entry
Cellular component (GO): endoplasmic reticulum membrane; extrinsic component of cytoplasmic side of plasma membrane; organelle membrane contact site
Molecular function (GO): phosphatidylinositol-4,5-bisphosphate binding
Source: RefSeq, a predicted model, not a curated record
GGGCGGGGCUUGGCGGCGGGCGGCCAAUGGGCGUGCCCCGUGGCGCCGUGCGGAGGCCGGGCGCGCGGGGCAUGACGGCGCCGGGCAGCGCGCGGCGGCCGCGCAGCGCUCGGGACCCGCCGCUGCCCUCCAGCAUCCUCGGCGGUGGCUCCGCUCCAGCAGCCGACACUCGGGACUGAAAUGACCUUGAAAGCCGGGCACAAGGGCAGCUCGCCGGAUCCCGCCCGGGCUCGCUCGGGCCGCGGCAGCCCAGCCGCAAGUGCCUCUCUCCGCCCCUGAUCCUGCUCGGGAUUUUUUUUUCCCCGUGAGGCGAAAUCCCCGGCUCGGGCACUCCCGCGCGUCCCCGCUCGCUCCCGGCCGGCAGCCGGGAAAGGAUCCCGCCAGCGCCGAUCGCCACCGGAGGGGCUGACGCCGGAGCCUUCCCAGGCUGGAUCCCGAGGCUGUGUAAGGGAAGGGAGAUGCGAAUCUGGGGUUCGGGACAAUCCCGGGACCAUACCCGCGGCUGGGGCAGCCUGGGAGUGCCAAGCCCAUGCAUGAGAAAGCAGCUGCCUUGAAGAGCCCUGAGCCCAUGCACGGCCGUGACAAGGUGGAGGCAUCCCACAAGGAGAAGAGUUUGGAUUCCCUCGACGGCAGCCUCCACCUGAACGAAGCCCUGAAGGAUGAAGACAUCAAGAAGUGCCACAGGGAAGUGGCUGCUAGCAAGUACAACUCGCAGUACCACAAGCUGUUCAAGGACAUCCCCACGGAGGAGAGCGUGCUGAAAGUCUGCUCCUGCGCGCUCCAGAGGGACAUCCUGAUCCAGGGCCGGCUUUACAUCUCCCCCAACUGGCUCUGCUUCCACGCCAACCUCUUCGGGAAGGACAUCAAGGUGGUGAUCCCAGUGGUCUCUGUGCAGCUGAUAAAGAAGCACAAGACAGCUCGGCUGCUGCCCAACGGCUUGGCCAUCACCACCACCGCCAGCAGAAAGUACAUCUUUGUGUCCCUCAUCUCCCGUGACAGUGUCUAUGAUGUCCUGAGGAGAGUCUGCACACACCUGCAGGUUUCCAGUAAGAAGAGCUUGAGCCUGAAGGAGCUGAGGGAGGAGCCUGACACCGUGUCGCUGGUGAGGGUCAGGGCGGCCCUGGGCGAGGGAAGGACCUCCAUGACCUCGCGCUGCGGGCAGGACAGCAUCCACCUGGCCCCCUUGGAGGUGAUUGUCCCCGAGGGCAAGUGGAGGAAGGUGUCCCCUGCUUCGCUGUCGCUGUCCCUGCCGCAGGCCGAGUACCAGUGCCUGCGCCGCGCCUCUGGCACCAGCCUGGGCACCAAGGAGAGCUCCUUCGCCUCUCAGGAGCCCCUGGCCUCGGAAAGCGCAAUCAACACCGAGGAGGAGCUGGAGGUGGAGCAGAGCUGUGUGGCAGAGCUGAGACCCUCAGACUACCAGCUCCUGAAGAUCUUCAUCGUGCUCAUCUGCCUCCUGGUGGUGUCCUCCUCCUACCUGGCGUUCCGCAUCUUCCGCCUGGAGCAGCAGCUCUGCUCCCUCAACAGGGACUACCUCUCCCGAGGCCACAGGAGGUGACCGCUGCUCGCCGCUGCCUGCGGCCGGGUGCCAGGCUGCUGACCUCCAGCACAGAGCUCCUGGCACCACAUCCACCUGGCCUGGCCCUCCCUCGGCUGCUGAAAUGGGACCAAGCAUCUCUCUCCCUGCUGGGGACCACCCCUCUGGCUCAUGGCCACUGGUGCCAAGCCCCUGUGCCGCUGGCACCCCCCUUCCUGCCUGGGACG